This is a messenger RNA of Rhododendron vialii, 4081 nucleotides long. Its product is annotated as probable serine/threonine protein kinase IRE4. Gene Ontology annotation, biological process: intracellular signal transduction; peptidyl-serine phosphorylation. Gene Ontology annotation, molecular function: protein serine/threonine kinase activity; ATP binding. The coding region runs from base 321 to 3614 and encodes 1097 amino acids. The transcript has 17 exons. The record is from RefSeq and is a predicted model, not a curated record. NCBI's taxonomy places the organism in Eukaryota, Viridiplantae, Streptophyta, Magnoliopsida, Ericales, Ericaceae.
AAAUAUAUCACUUUCGCGCAUUCCUUUGCCCGCCUCCUCCUCUCCAAAAUUCAUCAUCAUCAUCUCUCUCUCUCUCUCUCUCUCUCUCUCUCUCUCUCUCUCAUAUUAGUACACGUAUAUACGUACAUAAAAUACAUACACUCACCGAUCCAUCUCUGCAUCUUCGCUUCUCCUCCGCCCUCUCUCUCUCUCUCUCUCUCUCUCUCUCUCAACCGCUAGUUCUGUGUUUUCCGUGGUUCUCCAGUGAGUUUUGAGUCGGCACAACUGGAAUCGGAGGAUUAGGGUUUCCGUACGUCGCAUGCGAGAACCGCGUCUCCGUGAUGGCGGGAGCGAGUCGGACCGGCGGGGAGUCGGCGUCGGAGGCCGGUAUUCCGACCGGGCUGAACCCGAUCAAGACUCGCCGGGUUUCGCUGACGGGCGGACCGAGCUCGAGGGAUGACGACGCUGACAGUUCGUCUGAUUUUGGGAAUCGCGGAGUUUCGAGGCCUCAUGUGAAGCAGAAGCAAAGGUUUGUGGCUCCAGGACGUGGAAAAUUCAGUGGUUCUAGAGAAGGACGCCAUAAAGGGAAGAGGAUAGUUCGCUGGUUCAAAUCGCAUCUUUCCAAAGAUUCCAGUGAAGAUUUCAAUGAUAGUCCUCCAAACUCUGAGUAUAGUGGCUCAGAAGUUAAGGGAUUUGGCAAGGAGGGUCCAAGAACUAAACUGCACUUGGAGGGGAAGCAUUCAACUGUAAACCAAUCUCCAUCAGAAAACAUGUGUAUCAGUAAAGUGCCGAAAGUUAUAAAAAGUUUUUCGCAUGAACUUGGACCCAAGGGUAGGAUUCACCCUGUGCGUCCUCGAGCUCACAGCUUUAAUGAUUUGAAGGAACUUUUGGGAUCAUUGCGCUCAAGAUUUGAUGCUGCAAAAGAAGUAGUGAAUAUGGAGCUGGCUUGUUUUGCUGGGGAGCUGAUGGAACUUUCGCAGAAAAAGGACUUCUCAUCCCCAGAAGCACAGAAAUUGGUAGAGGAUCUCCUGAUUCUUUGUCAACAGUGUUUGGAAAUGACCUCCUCAGAACUUCGUGCUAAGUGCGAAGCAGUUGUUCAAGAUCUCACUGAGAAAAGGAAGCUAUGCCAGACGGGAUUGCUGAAGUGGUUGUUGACGCGCUUGCUUUUCAUAUUGACCCGUUGCACAAGGUUGUUGCAUUUUGAGAGAGGCAGUGAGUCCAUUGAUGAGAAUUCUCUUCAUAAAAUCAAGGAAUGCUUAGACAGUGUUCCUUACGUUGAAAUGAGCUGGGAUUCUGAUCCAUUACUUCCUAAUGCUGGUUCUGCUUAUACUUCGAACCUGAUAAGAGAUGCCAAACAUGAAUUGCAGGGGCAGAUUAAGACAUCUAAUUCAUCUGAAGCAACUUCCACAAUGGAUUUCAUGGCUAUCAAUAAUGAUUCAUUUCCGCAAAAUUCCCACUUUGAUUUGCUUCCUAGUGUUCAAGAAUAUCAUAGAGCUGAUGGCAAUUAUCUUGGAGACUCAGUAGAUAAGGCUGGUAGUUCACUUCAUGAGCAAGAAAGAAAUUUGGGUGGAUCCGAAUCGGUUAUUUGUAGGAUAUGUGAGGAAGUUGUUCCUACUUCACAUUUGGAAGCUCAUUCCUAUAUAUGUGCUUACGCAGAAAAAUGUGAUCUAAAAUGUGUUGAUUUGGAUGACCGCCUGUUGAAACUAGCAGAGAUGCUGGAACUAAUCAUAGACUCAUUCAACAUGACUUUUCAUGCAUCCUUUGACAGCCCUGAAAGUUCAAGAAUUCAAAUCCCAAAUCCUGGAACCCUACCCGAAGGUUAUUCUCCAAAUGUAAGUGAGUGGAGAAGUAAAGGCAUGGAAGGUAUGUUUGAGGAUCUUCAUGAGAUGGACACCGCCUUUAUAGAGGAUUCUCAUCACAUUAUCAAUAAUUUGAGGGGCCACUUGGGCAUGAAGCUUGGCCAAUGUGGCCCACCCUCCUCAGCAGGGAGCAUAACAUCAGGAUCUUCCACAAAUACCCCUAGAGCAGGAAAUUUUGACUUCUUGUGGAUGGAACAUAACAAUCCUUCUGAGCUGGAGGACGUGCAACAAAUGAGAGAACUUGUGGACAUUGCUCGCUGCGUAGCUGGCACAGAUCUGUCCGAGCAAGGAUCCCAUGAGUUUUUACUUGCUUGUAUCGAGGAUUUACGGGAUGUUUUACACCAUAGCAAGAUCAAAGCUCUUGUAGUAGACACAUUUGGAGGCCGAAUAGAGAAUCUGCUGCGAGAAAAGUAUAUACAUGCUUGUGAUCUAUUGGAUGGGAAAAGCAUGAAGAGUAACGGUAGACACAUCAUAAACACUAAAUUUUUUCUGGAUAGUGCAUCUCAGAGUAGUUCAACAUCAUCUCCCAUGCAUCCCAAAGAACGGACAAGCAUUGAAGACUUUGAGAUUAUAAAACCAAUAAGCCGAGGUGCUUUUGGUAAAGUCUUUCUUGCACGGAAGCGAGCAACAGGGGAUUUAUUUGCAAUAAAGGUGCUCAAAAAAUUGGACAUGAUACGGAAAAAUGACAUUGAGCGCAUAUUGGAGGAGCGUAACAUCUUGAUAACAGUCAGAAACCCCUUUGUGGUUCGUUUCUUUUAUUCAUUCACGAGUAGAGACAACCUUUAUUUGGUAAUGGAAUAUCUCAACGGUGGUGAUCUGUACUCUUUGCUCAGAAACAUUGGUUGUUUCGAGGAAGAUGUAGCUCGUAUCUAUAUAGCAGAACUGGUUCUUGCUUUAGAAUACUUGCAUUCUCUUGGAAUCGUGCACCGGGAUUUGAAACCAGACAACAUAUUGAUUGCGCAUGAUGGGCAUAUCAAGCUUACAGACUUUGGCUUGUCCAAAAUCGGCCUUAUGAACAGUACGGGUGAUUUACCUGGACCCGAGACGGAUGGGAUGACUCUUUUAGAUGCACAUGGUCAGGACACUCAGAAAUUUGAGGAUAGAAGUCAGCGGUCAGCUGUUGGCACGCCAGACUACUUGGCACCUGAGAUUUUUCUUGGAACUGAGCAUGGUUAUGCUGCAGACUGGUGGUCAGUAGGGAUUAUCCUAUUUGAACUCAUCACUGGAAUCCCACCAUUUAAUGCUGAACAUCCCGAGAUAAUCUUCGACAACAUUCUCAACAGGAAAAUUCCCUGGCCUUCUGUUCCUGGUGACAUGUCUUAUGAAGCUCAGGACUUUAUUGACAGGUGCCUUGUUCAUGAUCCAGAUCAGCGCUUUGGUGCAAAAGGAUCUUCAGAGGUAAAAGCACACCCAUUCUUCAAGGGAGUUAAUUGGGACACCCUUGCCUUACAGAAGGCUGCCUUUGUUCCAAACCUGGACAGUGCAGAAGACACAAGCUAUUUUGUGUCACGGUACACACAAUUUUCAGCUGGAGUGCCGCAUGAUACAGACUCUUCUGAUUCCGCCUCUGAUGUUAGUGGCUCCUCAAAUUCUGAAGAGGAGAAGAUGGACAAAUGUGGUGAUCUUGAACAGUUUGACUCGACUCUCGAUCUCUCCUUGAUAAAUUUUUCCUUUAAGAAUUUGUCACAGUUGGCAUCUAUCAACCGCGAUGUUCUCUUACAAAGUUGGAGGGAUUCAUCGAAAAGCUCUUCUCCGUGCAAAGAUUCAAACUCAUAGUUGUCCUGCUUCCAUUGUUUUACCAGGAGGUUGGGGAGGAAGGAUUACGAAACCUCAUAGUUUUCCUGCUUCCAUUGUUUUACCAGGAGGCUGGGGAAGAAGGAAUACGAAAAGAGUUUCUAUUGCUGACAAGAAGUUCAGCAUAGCGACGACUCGGUUAACGAAUGGAUGGUUCAAGAACGUGGGUGGUCUUAUUGAGGAAGCUAUUGUACAGAUAAUCAUGUUUUGUUCCAUUUGUACAGAGAUCAAGAGAAAAUGAAAAGAAAUAGAUAGUAUAAAGGGUAAAAUACAUACAGAAGAAGAGCAAAGGAGAAGAAAUGGAUAGAAGCAGAUGUAACCCUUAAAAUCCCCCACCAUGGGUCUAGGUAUUAGAUGAUGGCUCUGGCCUCUGCAUCGAAGAUUUUGAAAUGUAUAUACGUUCCCAUUCAGUAAAUUGUUCACGUUGAAUAAAAUAAAUGGAUUUGUCA